UGUUCAUUUAUUUUAUUUUAUUUUUACAUGGAAGUGUGCAUGGAAUCCCUUGAUAAGUGGAUUUGCUUGAGAAGUCUGGUGGCCUACAUGGGCAUGUAAAUGAUUUACCCUGGUCAUGGCUAAGCCUGCCACCAACCAACUGCUGGGACUGGGGGGUUAAACCACAGUCUCAAAGCCUCCGGAUUACAAAGUUAGAUCCCCCAUUUGUCACAGAGUGAGGGAGGUGAUAGGGAAGGGAUAGGGGCUGCUCUGAAUGCAUGUUUCCCUUACCGAACACAAAUCUGCUAUCACCCUCGAUGUGACUGCUCUCUGUUUCUGCCUUUGUGUUCCUUUGCUUCAGUCCUGAAUGAGUAAUUAAAUGCAGUAAAUUAACUACUUUUUUUACCCAAGCUCUAUAGCCCUGUAACUGCUGGUGCAGAUAAGGCCUCUUUGCUGCUUACCUGUCAACAAGACUGAUUAUUGGGACGAGUACAACCUAAUGAGAAUAAGCCACCCCACCAGGACCCCAAUCUGACAGUAAAGCCAUGUUGCUGUGGUAAUAGGAGGAAAGGGAGCAUGUUGUGAGGUUUAUGACCAAUGCCAUGGAAAAAGUACAUAUUUCUGUAAUGUAUGAAAAGGGGUUAAGCCACAGCAACUGGUAUAGAAAUGGAACAGAAACAGAAUGUCCCUUUGUUCCUGAGUGAUUUCUGUGAAUCUGUUCGUUUCAAUUAAUCAAUUAAGUUUAAUUAUUGCAAGUCUCGCUCAGCGCUUCAUAUAUGUUUCUAUUGUAACACGUUUCUAUUCUUUUCCAAUUUCUAUUCCCCGAUCUGUGCUUUGGUGUGGUCCUCGGGGCAAAGCUGCCAUCCUAUCACAGGAUAAUUCACGUUAAACCAAUGGAGACAGAACAAUCUUCUCAGCCCAGUUCCCCCAAAUGCUCGCUUGCUGAUGCAGUAAUAUCUGCUCAUUAUUAUUCUGGGGCCGUAUGCGGUCCACGAAACGGUCUUAAAGAGCCAGGGUUACCGACACGCAGUUUAUGAGCUGUCUGAUAUCACUCAACCUCCACCUGCUGCCUGUUGUCUUCAGAUGAGCAGUCUGUGAUCUAAACAGGCUAUCUAUGUGUUUGGGGAGGUGGAGAGAUUUGCUGGAUGGAGGCGGGGAGGGUUGAGCUGACCGCUCCGCUCGUGAUGUGUCAGUCUACCGCGCGGGAUGCCUCUCACUCGGACCGGUGACGCGGCGGCUGUGAUGAGAUGGAAGGAAGAGGUCUCGGACUAGACCCUGUUCAAACACAGACACUUGGGUAUCAGCGUUUAUUUAUCGUGAGGUGUCGCUGAAGGAGAGUUGGGGACGCUUAACGGUAUUCCCAGGCGUGAAAGAUCAUUGACUGUGUGUUUCAUUGUCAGAAAUCUAAGGAUAUAACACAGAUCCAAACACCAUGUUAUGCUACAGGCGUCUUUGAUCGUUUCCCAUCAUAUUAUUAUAAGAUUAGGAAGGAAAAGAAAAGGAAGGAGUAAGAGAAAGAACCGUUUACAAAAAGCUGUUUUGGUGUCAGAGAACCAUGAGCUCUGUGGAGGAGGAGCCGGACCACAUGAUACCAUGAAGAGAAGUCUGCAGGUUCUGCCCCACCAGCUGCUGAGUGUUCUGCUGAUUCUGUCUUUGCCAGUUGGGCUGGUGUUCUCCGCAAAGGAGCCUGACCCCAACCAAACCCACAGGGACCUUGUCUCCAUGUCAACAAGAAGCAGAAUCCUCACCACCCUCUCACCGGGGCCCUUGGGCUGGCAUGAGGGUUCCAGCACUGGGGAUCUGCGUAUCCAGUCACUGGCUUCUCUAAAAGCCAUCAGUAGACCCACUACUGUCAGCUCUUCCCAGACAGCAAAGAACAAUGUACCAUCUGCCAAAUUUCAAACAAUUCAGACAACAACAGUAGGUGUGCAUUCUUUUGGUCCCAGGGAUCAGGCAUCACUCAGAAUCUCUCUUUCAGAAGCAGAAGUACCCCAACUGACCACUAGAAGUAUGUUCAAUAGAACAAGCUCUGGGUUUUUCACCACUAAAACCCAAGACCAGAACUUUAGCACUAAUACCAACAAGCCGAGUACAAUCAGAAGACAGAAAGUGAACCAGUCGGAGUUCUCAAGUGUGGUCCAUAUAAAUCAAACCACUGCUACUGGGUCGUAUAGUAGAAACCAAGUCACAAAUUCUGGCUCAGAUCAUUCUUUUCUCUCAGGGACUAAAAGUGACAUGGCCAUUAAUGGCAAGGGCCUUUUGGGGACCACAUACACUGGAGAAAUGGGAGUGAAGGAGCCCACUGAUCCCAUUCAACAUUUACCAUCAUCUUCAUUUACUUCAACCUUCAAAACCCACAAAGGGCAGAACACGAAUAAGGAGGCUUCACAACACACCAUUACACUGCGUGACGUGUCUUCAACAGAGAAUCUAACAUUGGGAAAAGGGAUACAUCCUUUUGCACAAACUGGCAUCCAGUCUCCUCCCCCAUCACCUUACAACCAUGUUAUAAUAUCUGAUCCCACUCCUUCAGCGAAGAGCACAAACUUUGUGGAAGUCCAAGAUGGCAGGAAUGGAACCACCAAUAUGACCACUGAUUCUCUUUUCUCUUUAAAAGAUGCCACCGAUGUUAUCAACAGCACGGAUGCCUCAUGGCCUGCAGUUAAUGAUUUAGACAUCUCAGAAGCACCAUCCACAGCUAGCGGGAGCUACAUGAACAGGCAGGUUCCAGCCACCACACAAGGCCCAUGGGGAUCUGGGAACCAGUCGGCUCCUGCGCUGGGUCCUUCUCAUGAAAAAAACACCAUCUGCCUUGACAAAAUGAACAUUGUGUGGUUGGUUCUUGCCAUUAGCGUGCCUGUCUCCUCAUGCUCCGUACUGCUUACCGUAUGCUGUAUGAGGAAAAAGAAGAAGUCUGCUACUCAGGAGAACAACAUGAGCUACUGGAAUGACGCCAUCACCAUGGAUUACUUCACUCGCCAUGCUGUGGAGCUCCCAUGCGAGAUACAAUCACUGGAGACUGAGGAACAAGAGACGUGUCUGCCCCCUAACGGUGACUACAGCGACAGCGGCGUAGUUCUGGUUAACCCCUUUUGCCAAGAGACUCUCUUUAUCAACAGAGACAAGGCUUCUGAUAUCUAAAAACAUUCUAUUAAAAGGAGACAAAAUCCUUGAGGAUUUCCCAGUCCCUUUUAUUUGCUUGCAUUUUUUAAAGAAUAUACAAAUAUAAAUAAAUAUAUACACAUACAGUAUAUGUGGUGAACCUUCAGAGACUCUGGUUUAUAUAUGAAACUGGUUUCAAGGAUCUGAAAGAAUAUUAUAAAAAAAGAACACAAAUUAAAAAUGAGGGGGAGCCCCUGCAUAUUUUUCUGAUGUGGAUUUUCUACAGACGCUUCAUUGUGAUAAGGGUUUUUAUGUCUUUUUUGAAUAAAAACAAUAAGUGUGUUUGCUCUUAUGUCCUAGUGGCUUUGGUGGAGCAGAGUGCUGAGAAACAUGAUGCGUGGUGUAAGGAUGCUUGUGUGACUUUACCCAAAACACUUAAUAUGAUUACUUAAAAAAGCCUGCCGCACUUGAAUUCUGUAUGUAAGGGGAUGGAGGGGUAAAGAGCAUUGAUUCUGAAAUGUUUCUAAAAUGGGUCCAGUGGGUACUGCAGCAACCCUCGCUUCUCUAUUGGAGGAACUUGAGUUGAUUGCCUGUUUGCAUUUUAUGGAGGACGAAUCAAGAUUUUCUGAGAUGGUUUGUCCCCAGCUGAGUCACCAGCCAAAAGACAAAAUUACAAUUGUCCCAUUCCUUAGAUGUUCAAAAUGUUUUUGUGUGCGUAUAUGUCUUGUUGCAUGCAUCUUUUCUGAUUUGAGGUUUAUGUGUGUCUUUAGACUAGAUGUCAAAAAGGAUUUCGUUUCUAUCAAGAUUUUGUUGUUUCAAACACCCUAAAACUCCAUUCACAUUCACACAGUUGCACAAGCAAGUAGAAAGAAAUAUGCUUAAAUUAAAAUGAAAUGCCUCAUACAAAGCCCUUGCCAUGGUAAUGUUACUGUGCUCCACAUUACACAUUAUAUCUGUUCAUGUUGUACUUGUUUGUGUUCAACUUCUAUUAGCGGGGCUAAGCAUUAUACUAUAUAACUGAAGUUUAUUUUUUAUUUUUUAUUAAACCACCAUAUUUGUUUAUUCGCUAUGUUAUGCUCUGAUGAAAAUGGCACUACUAUUGCUUCACAACUUGCUGAAAAGUUCAUUUAUUUCAGUAAUUCAACUCAAAUUGUGAAACUUGUGCAUUAAAUAAAUUCAAUGCACACAGACUGAAGUCGUUUAACUCUUUGGUUCUUUUUAUUGUGAUGAUUUUGGCUUGCAUUUAACAAAACCCCACCAAUUCACUAUAUCAUCAAAUUAGAAUAUGGUUAUCAACUCAAAACACCUGCAAAGGUUUCCUGAGCCUUCAAAAUGGUCUCUCAGUUUGGUUCACUUGGCUACACAAUCAUGGGGAAGACUGCUGAUCUGACAGUUGUCCACAUGACAAUCAUUGACAUGCUUCACAAGGAGGGUAAGCCACAAACAUUCAUUCAAAGAGUGCUGUAUCCAAGCAUGUUAACAGAAAGUUGAGUGGAAGGAAAAAGUGUGGAAGAAAAAGAUGCACAACCAACCGAGAGAACUGCAGCCUUAUGUGGAUUGUCAAGCAAAAUCAAUUCAAGAAUUUGAGUGAACUUUACUAGGAAUGGACUGAGGCUGGGGUCAAGGCAAACAGACAUGUCAAGGAAUUUGGCUACAGUUGUCGUAUUCCUCUUGUUAAGCCACUCCUGGGGCAUCUUACCUGGGCUAAGGAGAAGAAGAACUAGACUGUUGCUCAGUGGUCCAAAGUCAUUUUUUUUUUCAGAUGAUAGCAAGUUUUGUAUAUCAUUUGGAAACCAAGGUCCUAGAAGGGUAGAGAAGCUCAUAGCCCAAGUUGCUUGAAGUCCAGUGUUAAGUUUCAACAUUCUGUGAUGAUUUGGGGUGCAAUGUUAUUAGCUGGUGUUGGUCCAUUGUAUUUUUUGAUAACCAAAGUCACUGCAACCAUUUACCAAGAAAUUUUGGAGCACUUCAUGCUUCCUUCUGCUGACCAGCUUUUUGAAGAUGCUGAUUUCAUUUUCCAGUGGGAUUUGGCACCUGCCCACACUGGCAAAAGCACCAAAGUUGGUUAAAUGACCAUAGUGUUGGUGUGCUUGACUGACCAGCAAACUCACCAGACCUGAACCCCAGAGAGAAUCUAUGGGGUAUUGUCAAGAGGAAAAUGAGAAACAAGAGACGAGAAAAUGCAGAUGAGCUGAAGGCCAUGGUCAAAGAAACCUGAGCUUCCAGACCACCUCAGCAGUGCCACAAACGGAUCACCUCCAUGCCACACUGAAUUGAGGCAGUAAUUAAAGCAAAAGGAAACCAAACCAAGUAUUGAACCCAUGUACAGUAAAUUAAGAUAUUGAUCUUAUGAAGUAUCCUAAUUUGCUAGUGAAUUUGUGGGUUUUUGUUAAAUGUAAGCCUAACUCAUCACAAUUAUAAGAACCAAAGACUUAAACUACUUCAGUCUGUGUGCAUUGAAUUUAUUUAAUAUAUGAGUUUCACAAUUUGAGUUGAAUUACUGAAAUAAAUGAACUUUUCCAUGAUAUUUUUCAUUGAGAUGCACCUCUAUGUAUUCUUAGAAGACAUGUUUUUCUUAGUGAAGGGUGAAUGAGUGUGCUUGUGGUUCUGUCUGUCUAUCUUUGUCCCUUAUGUGAACAUUGAUGAGAAUAAAUGAGACCAAACUGAAUUUA
Messenger RNA from Carassius gibelio (silver crucian carp), 5750 nucleotides. RefSeq names its product transmembrane protein 108-like. Gene Ontology annotation, biological process: postsynaptic density organization; retrograde axonal transport; dendrite extension. The record is from RefSeq and is a predicted model, not a curated record. Bases 1417 to 3120 code for a protein of 567 amino acids. Gene Ontology annotation, cellular component: early endosome; endosome membrane; axon. Lineage: Eukaryota; Metazoa; Chordata; Actinopteri; Cypriniformes; Cyprinidae. The transcript has 7 exons.